CCCCAUAUGUUGACCGUUCUGCGCAUGCGUUAAAAUAAUAAUGAGCCGCUUUGGGUUUUAUUUCAUUUUUCUUUUCUUGCUAGUGAAAAGUCCGAGUCUAAUUCUUUUCCUAUGUUUCGCCAUUUUUGUUUACGUUCACUACCGAACGCGAUAAUCAAAGAAAAUAAGUGAAAAUGGAGUAAAAAUACGUCUGAUAUCAUGUAUUUACAAACACGUCACGGUACUCCCGGCCUUGUCUCGGCGGCUGAGGCGUCGGUUCAAGUGAUGGACUGUGCUGUUCUGUCCCGGAGGUCGGGCAUCAAAAAAUUGGGUCAGACGUUACGGAGCAGAGAUAAGAGUGGCUGGAUGGGCGAUAAGAGGUUUCUAUAAAUGACAGAGAAUGACUGCAAGCAUCAAUCUGAAGCUCCUGACUGCGAACGAGGAUCCACCCGAGCUGUUCUCCUCUGGUGAGCCUCUGCUCUUCACGCCAAUGGGUCUCCUCCUGUCUUCUUGGCUGCGUGGCAAAAUUCCUGACUGCGCUCCUCCAUCUCCUUCGGCCUUCCUUCCACUCGCUGCCCCAACCUCCUCACGCCUCGCACUCACUCUGAACUCCAGCCCAGUUUCACCUGCAGACGGGCGCUCCUGCUGGAGCUCUGUCCACCGCUCUCCUCACUUCCUGCUCUCCCCUUGCAAACAGGAAGCAACGCGCUCACCCACUGAGCUCAGCAGUGACGGGACGAGGGCGGAGGUGGGGGUGAAGAGCGGCCUUCAUGUGUGGGAGCUGAUGUGGAGCCCCAAACACAGAGGAAGUCAUGCAGUCAUUGGGGUUUCAAAGCAGGACUGUCCUUUGCAGGACUCUGGGUAUAAAGUUCUGGUGGGGGGAGACUCUGAGUCCUGGGGAUGGGAACUUAAAACCAAUCAGCUCUGGCAUGGUGGACAAACUUCUGAGUGCUACCCAGGUAAAAAGACGAGGAGUUGUCGGAGCAUUUUAAAACCACAGUCUUCCAGUUCUGCAAAAGAGGCAGAGACGCCUCUUCUCAUUCCUGAGCGUGUCCUGCUGGUCCUGGACGCCGACGCAGGGACUCUGGGAUUUGUUGUUGACGGCAGCUUCCUCGGCAUAGCAUUUAAGGACCUUCCGAGUGGGGUGGAAUUAUUCCCAGCAAUAAGCAGCGUGAGAGGAGGAGCCAGCAUACGACUACGCUAUCUGAAUGGAACCACACGUAACCCUCCGGCCCUAAUGGCUUUAUGCGGACUGUCAAUUCGUCAUUAUUUAGACCGGCGGAGACAGAAUCAAACAGAAGAACUGCCUCUACCACCUUUCCUCCGGCACUACCUGUUUUCAUGUUUCUAAUUUUUAUGAACAGUACAUGCAAAUAGUGUUUCACUUUACUGACUAAAGACUUUUAAUGCAUUUCCAGGUGAUUUAAUAAAAGCACACGAUGAAUGGUGCAACAGCUGUUGCCUCACAGCAAGAAGGUCGCUUCCGGCCAUUGUGUGUGGAGUUUACAUGUUCACACAAGUCAAAACAUGCAUGUUAGAUUAAUGGGCAAAUUGCCCCUAAGUGUAAGUGUCCUUGUGGUGGACCUCUCCAGGGUGUACCCUGUCUCUCAUACAGUGGCCACUGGAGAAGAGCAUGACCCGAAAAUAAAUAAAUAAUUAAAUAAAACUGUAAAGAAAAGGAAAUGCAGAAAAUUAUCUCCAGACAAAAUAUAUAUUAAUUUGUUUAUCUUGUAAACCUUUUUUAUGCAUCUGUGAAUAUCAUUAGAAAAUUGAGACUUUUGGUAAUGUUUUGUAAAAUUAGGAAACAUUUUACGUGAUAAUAAAUAUUUUACAUUUGAAUAAAA
Molecule: messenger RNA, 1823 nt
Organism: Austrofundulus limnaeus
Lineage: Eukaryota; Metazoa; Chordata; Actinopteri; Cyprinodontiformes; Rivulidae
Product: SPRY domain-containing SOCS box protein 1
Exons: 3
Coding region: 380-1330 (316 amino acids)
Biological process (GO): proteasome-mediated ubiquitin-dependent protein catabolic process
Cellular component (GO): SCF ubiquitin ligase complex
Molecular function (GO): protein binding
Source: RefSeq, a predicted model, not a curated record